AUGGCAGAAUUCACUCAUGAAAGUACGGAAGGCCAGGAGGAAGAGGAAUUACAGGAGGAAGUGCUAGAUUUCGCACCAGCCGCAUUGGAUGACUCUCUGCCAGAGGUAGAAGAUCCUUUGCAGGAAAUAAAUUUGGGAACAGAGGAGGAUCCAAGGCCAACCUUCAUCAGCGCACUAUUGAAAGAACCACUUAAGAAUGAACUCGUUGCACUUCUGCAAGAGUUCAAAGAUUGUUUUGCUUGGCAUUAUCACGAGAUGCCAGGAUUAGACAGGGAAUUGGUAGAACACAAGCUACCAAUCAAAGAGGGAUACCUUCCAGUCAAACAGGCCAGAAGAAGAAUGUCCAUGGACACGGAACUGAAAGUCAAAGAAGAAAUAGAAAGGCUGCUCAAAGCAGGAUUCAUCAGGCCUGCCAUCUAUGCUGAUUGGCUAGCUAACAUUGUACCAGUUCUAAAAAGGAAAACUGGGGCAGUCAGAAUCUGCGUGGAUUACAGAAACCUGAAUGAAGCCUUUCCCAAGGAUGAAUACCCUAUGCCAAUGGCAGACAUGCUAGUAGAUGGAGCUGCCCACAACCAGAUGCUAUCUUUCAUGGAUGGCAACGCAGGUUACAAUCAAAUCAUGAUGGCAGAGGAAGACAUCCACAAGACAGCCUUCAUGUGUCCAGGGCAUAUAGGUGCUUUUGAAUACACUGUAAUGCCUUUUGGUUUGAGAAAUGCAGGGGCUACCUAUCAAAGGGCAAUGAAUUCUGUUUUCCACGAUAUGAUAGGGCAUUCCUUGGAAGUGUAUACUGAUGAUGUUGUGAUCAAAUCACCAGAGGAGGGAAACCACAUGACAGAUCUAAGAAGAGCAUUCCUCAGAAUGAGGCAACAUAAACUGAAAAUGAACCCAAAGAAGUGCGUUUUUGGAGUUCAAGCGGGAAACUUCCUAGGAUUCUUGGUCCACCAAAGAGGCAUAGAGAUCGACAAGAACAAAGCAAAAUCCAUCAUGGAAGCUUUGCCGCCUAGGAACAAGAAGGAAUUGCAAAGCCUCUUAGGAAAAAUUAACUUUUUAAGGAGAUUUAUAUCCAAUUCUGCAGGAAAGAUCCAGCCUUUCUCUCCUUUAUUAAGGUUGAAACAGGAACAAACCUUUAAGUGGGAAGAACAACACCAGCAAGCUUUUGAGGAAAUCAAGCAUUACCUCUCAAAUCCACCAGUUCUGUCCCCACCAAAGAGAGGCAGACCACUCAAGCUCUAUAUAUCUGCAUCAGAAGUAUCCAUUGGAAGUUUAUUGGUUCAGGAUAACAAGGAAGGAAAGGAAUAG
Prunus armeniaca (apricot) is the source of this 1299-nucleotide messenger RNA. The record is from the annotation of a GenBank genome assembly. Lineage: Eukaryota; Viridiplantae; Streptophyta; Magnoliopsida; Rosales; Rosaceae.